Spea bombifrons (plains spadefoot toad) is the source of this 2130-nucleotide messenger RNA. RefSeq names its product THUMP domain containing 1 (gene THUMPD1). The record is from RefSeq and is a predicted model, not a curated record. The transcript has 4 exons. Gene Ontology annotation, biological process: tRNA modification. NCBI's taxonomy places the organism in Eukaryota, Metazoa, Chordata, Amphibia, Anura, Pelobatidae. Gene Ontology annotation, molecular function: RNA binding. Bases 40 to 912 code for a protein of 290 amino acids.
GCUUGGUUUCUAGGAAUUGCCUGCGUGUUUUCAGCCAGCAUGAGCUCCGAGGGACAGAGGGGGAAGAAGCGAGGGAAGGCACAGUAUCUGGGCAAUGCCAAGAGACAAAAGGGCUGCAAGCAUCUGGAGGUUGGGAUGCAGGGAAUCCUCAUCACCUGUAACAUGAACGAGAGAAAGUGUGUGGGGGAGGCGUACAGCUUGCUCAAUGAGUAUGGAGACCAGCUAUUCGGCGCAGAGAAGCUAUGUGAAAAGGAUGUUGAGACAUCAGAAGCCGAGGAGGAGGAAGAUGAUGCCGAAGCAGCACUUAAGAAAGAAGUUGACCAAAUUAGAGUUUCUACGGAAAAGAAUUUACGCAGAUUCCAGUCAGUAGAGAGCGGAGCCAACAAUGUUGUCUUUAUUAGGACCCUUAAUGUCGACCCUGAGAAGUUGGUUCAUCACAUUUUAAAAGACAUAUAUACCUCCAAAAAGAAAAAGACACGGGUCAUCCUACGGAUGUUGCCUGUAUCUGGGACAUGCAAGGCUUUUCCUGAGGAUCUCAAGAAGUAUUCAGAGACUUUCUUUGAACCAUGGUUUAAAGCUCCAAAUAAAGGAACCUUUCAGAUUGUAUACAAAGCACGGAACAACAAUCAUAUGAACAGGGAAGAUGUAAUCAAGGACCUUGCAGGGAUUGUUGGAAGCCAGAAUCCAGAAAACAAGGUGGAUCUGAGCAACCCAGAGUACACCAUUGUAGUAGAAAUCAUCAAAAAUGUCUGCUGUCUGAGCGUCGUGAAGGAUUAUGUUCUAUUCAGAAAAUAUAAUCUGCAAGAGGUGGUGAAAAGUAGCAAAGAAGAAAAACCACUGGAUCCUGCUAGUGGAGAUACAGAGGAAAACCACGCAGAACCAAAGGAAGAGAAGAAGGCUGCUGAUCCCUAGGACCAUACUGUGGACUGAAAUAAUUUUUGGCUUUGUGAUGCGAGAUUACCUGUGGGUUGUUAAUUCCACUUUAAAAAGAAGCGCAAAGUUAGGAGACACACUGGAUCAUAUUUAUAAAGAACAGCAUUGAUGUAGAUUGUUUUAUGUGCAAAGAUCAGUUGGGAUAAUUGGAUGUCUUGGUGAUUGCGCAAAGUUUUGAUCCCUAGAAUUAAUUUUUUAUAAAUAUGGACCACUGCUGCAUACAGCUCCCUUUUUUUGUAUAAAACUAUAACAAAAACAUUUUAAUGGGAAAAUUCUGUCAAUUAACUCUCUCCUAAUAGUUGUUAACUGUACAUUUCCACCUCCUUUGCUUUUAAGGGAAAUCAAUAGUAAAGUUAUUUUGUUAAAACCGCCUUGGCUAAGCUUGCACAGCUGGGCAAAUCCAUUUAAUUGCAAAAUACAAAUAGUAUAUGUGUGUAACACGCUUCUGUUUGGGUUUUGCUAAAAUUGACAUUUUUAAAAAGUACUUGAUUUUAGUUUAAAACAGUUGCCAUUAUUUUAAGAAAAUGUUCUGCUAAACUUGUAAUAGGUUUUCACACUCAACAGAUAGCAGGCAGCCUUGAGUAAUAUGUACAUGUUUUCUUUUUUUAACGUUACAUUUUUUUUUUUACUUAAAAUUGUCCAAAAAGCUUAACAUUAUGUAUGAAUGUAUGCACUGUAGGUCAAGACAACGUCUGCAUGUGUUGGUUGUCUCUGCUGCCAUCUUGUGGUUCCUUUAGGAAGUGUAAUACAUGAGCAUUCUUAUAUUUUAUCCCAGGAACAAGAGUUGAGCAGUUGUGUGUCUGAAAUUGGCAUUGAAAUCACACAUUAAUCUUGGGCUAACUGUUUUGCCCAGUAUUUUUUUUUAUUAUUAUUAUUGGAUUUCAAAGGAAGGACUUUGAGGAAUUCUGCCUAAUUUAUGAGGUUUUUUGAAGUGUUUUAUAAGCUUAAAUUUUGGAUGUAUACAUAACAGAACUGUUUCUUAAACAUUAAUAGUCCAUUAGGUUGUGUGGCAAUUGCAAAUCAAGUUUAUAAGUGAGGAGUAUAUCUAUUUUGUCAUCAUUAAAUUUCAGUAAAAACAUUUCCCCAUCUGCUUUUUUUCUCUUGUAUUCCCAUUGUCACAUUUGAGCUCAGUUAAAAUGUCUGUAAAUUUUACCCUGCUUGUGAAUUAAACAAAGCAAUAAAUACCUUUUUUAGAAA